Messenger RNA from Pan troglodytes (chimpanzee), 4808 nucleotides. Its product is annotated as putative golgin subfamily A member 8G. Gene Ontology annotation, cellular component: cis-Golgi network; Golgi cis cisterna; Golgi apparatus. Bases 68 to 1849 code for a protein of 593 amino acids. NCBI's taxonomy places the organism in Eukaryota, Metazoa, Chordata, Mammalia, Primates, Hominidae. The record is from RefSeq and is a predicted model, not a curated record. Gene Ontology annotation, biological process: Golgi organization. Gene Ontology annotation, molecular function: protein binding. The transcript is spliced from 19 exons.
GGCUCAGUCGCACAGCUACCUGGUAGGUGACUGGAGGUGUUGAUCAGUGCUUGGUGGGAUUUUGCUGAUGUGGCCCCAAGCCCGCCUCCCUCCCCACCCUGCGAUGGCAGAAGAAACUCGACAAAGUAAAUUGGCAGCAGCCAAGAGAAAGUUAAAAGAAUACUGGCAGAGAAACAGCCCUGGUGUUCCAGCAGGAGCCAAGAGGAACAGGAAAACAAAUGGCAGCAUCCAUGAGACAGCCACUUCUGGUGGUUGCCACUCACCUGGAGAUUCAGCAACAGGUAUCCACGGGGAGAGCCCUACAUCAUCUGUUACCCUGAAGGAUCUGGAGAGCCCGUGCCAAGAACUAGCAGUAGUCCUGGACUCGAGGUCCGUAAGAGUCAGUCAACUGAAGAACACCAUCAAAUCUUUGAAACAACAGAAGAAACAAGUGGAACAUCAGCUGGAAGAAGAAAAGAAAGCAAACAACGAGAGACAGAAAGCCAAAAGGGAGCUAGAGGUUCAAAUCCAGACAUUGAACAUACAGAAAGGGAAACUACAUACGGACCUGUACCACAUGAAACGUUCUCUCAGAUACUUUGAAGAAGAGUCCAAGGAUCUGGCCGUCCGUCUGCAACAUUCAUUGCAGCGUAAAGGAGAGUUAGAGCGGGCUCUCUCUGCUGUCACCGCCACACAGAAGAAGAAGGCGGAGAGGCAGUUCUCCAGCCGCAGUAAAGCACGUCUGGAGUGGAAGUUAGAGCAGUCCAUGCGGGAGGAGGCACUGCUGAAAGCGCAGCUGACACAGUUGAAGGAGUCACUUAAAGAAGCCCAGAUAGAGAGGGAUGAAUAUGCUCAACAUCUAAAAGGAGAGAGGGCCCGGUGGCAGCAGAGGAUGAGAAAAAUGUCACAGGAGGUUUGCUUGUUGAAGAAGGAGAAGAAGCAUGAUAAAUAUCGGGUAGAGAAGCUGGAGAGGAGCUUGUCCAAACUCAAAAACCAGACGGCUGAACCUCUGCCCCCGGAGCCCCCAGCAGUGCCCUCUGAGGUGGAGCUGCAGCACCUGAGGAAGGAACUAGAGAGAGUGGCAGGAGCGCUCCAGGCCCAGAACAAUGAGAACAAGAGCGUACUACAGUUGGAGCAGCAAGUAAAGGAGCUGCAGGAGAAGCUAGGCAAGGAGCGUCUAGAAGCUGCCAGCCAGCAGAACCAGCAGCUAACAGCCCAGCUUAGCCUCAUGGCUCUCCCUGGGAAAGGAGAUGGAGGAGAACAUCUGGACAGUGAGGAGGAGGAGGCACCUCGGCCCAUUCCGAGCAUCCCACAGGACCUGGAGAGCAGGGAGGCCAUGAGCGGCUUUAUGGACCACCUGGAGGAGAAGGCAGACCUGAGUGAGCUGGUGGAGAAAGAAGAACUUGGAUUCUUCCAGUACUACAGAGAGAGAUGCCAUCAGAAAGUUUAUCACCCUAUAACAAAGCCAGGGGGCAGUGCCAAAGAUGCAGCACCGGGAGGAGGACACCAUCAGACUGGCCCUGGACAGGGAGGAGAUGAAGGUGAAGCUGCUGGAGCUGCAGGAGAUGGUGUUGCAGCUGGUGGCGACUACAAGGGACACAGCAAAUUCUUGGUGACUGCCCAGAACCCUGCUCAUGAGCCCAGUCCAGGAGCCCCAGCCCCCCAGGAGCUUGGGGCUGCCCACAAGCAUGGUGAUCUUUGUGAGGUGAGCCUCACCUCCUCUGCCCAAGGAGAGGCCAGGGAGGAUCCUCUCCUUGACAAGCCUACUGCACAGCCGAUCGUGCAGGACCACCAGGAGCACCCAGGCUUGGGCAGCAACUGCUGUGUGCCAUUCUUUCGCUGGGUUUGGCUGCCAAGAAGAAGGAAAUAAACAUCACCAUCGUCGAAGAGCUGCUCAAGAAAUUUUUAAAAAAGAAACAAAGUUAUGGGGUUAAUCUACACAAUUCAUUUACCUCAUUUGAAUGUUAUAGCCACUUAUGAUUAUUUGUGUUUCUAAUUUAUAGUUUAAGUUUAUUUGUAAAUAGUUAAAAGAGAGUGGGUCUCUGUGGCUUUCACUGAUGUUCACUCUGGCAUCCUUUUGCAAUUUUCUUUUUCAAUUUCAUAAUUGUAGGUCAUUAGCAAGCAUAUCGAGUUUGCCCUUACGUGGUGGGAGUUCAAACACACAAAGACCCACUAUUUGCACAAAACUAUUCUUGCUGGUUUGGAAUAGGCUGCCAUGUGUUUUUAAUGUUAUGGCAGCAUGUAUAUUCAUUAGAGAAUUCAGAUAAAAUUUGCAUAUGUUCUGCUAUUGUUUGAUCUAAUCUUAAUCACAGUGAGCUCUUCAUUAGCGCAAUAUGUGGUUUGCCCCAAGUGUGCACUAUUUAAUACUUUGUAAUAUGCCACCAAGAGUACUGACAUUUAGAGUUGUUUAAAGGCCGAGAACUGGAAACAGCCUUUCCCUCAUUUUCUGUGUAUUGGUGAUGGGAGUAAUAACAUUCUGGGGGAGCUUUUUAAAUUUCACAGAAGAGGAAAGUUGCCUGCUCUGGCAGGUAUGUGCAAGAUAGAGUGUGUUUCAUUUGUUCUGUUGCCAAGAAUUAGUGCUGUACUAUUGUAGUUCCUUUAGGAUUUGUAUGUGCUCUGGGCUCAUGAAGAUAUUGCAUCAUGAGCUGCAGCGGUUGUACUCUUUUUUGAUGACCUAAAAAGGGCUUAUUUCUGAGGAAUGAAAGGUUCCCAUCAUUGACUGUGGAUGUGGAAAACCUUUCCUAGCUUAGAGCAUUUGUAUCUAUAUUUUAAAGUCAGAGUUCAUGUUACCUGUUUUAAUCACAUGACUGCAUGUCCCAGUACACAAAAGGGCACUGGUUGGCAUUCUUCUUAAUGUAUUUAGUAAAGAUCAGAAGAAAUCCUUUAAGAGUUUAAAUGUCCCUGGAACAGGCAUACAGGCUCUAGUCAAGAAUGAAUUAGAGUGAAGGAAAGCUGUGUGACACCUGGCAUUCCUCUGUUCACGGAGCUUCUUUGAGGCUUGAAGAUUGAUUUUACCAUCUAGACCACUCUGCCUAAUACCUAUUCUUCAACCACCUUGGUUACUCUGACAUAGGAAUUUACUUUUCCUUGAAUGGAAAAGACUUUGAAAUAAUAAUAAACAUUGUUAUAAACUAAUAUAUGUGAGAGUGCUUAGUUGAAACAAAAAGGAGUUUUAGUAGACAGUAUUAUACUAUCUUUGAAAAUCAAGGAGAAGUUUAUGCAACUUAAAAUGUGUACAAACUGCAGUGCAAUCUACUGUUCGUGAAUGUCAGUGUAUUAUCAGGAAACAUGUCUAUACAAUCACAGAGUUAUAUUUCCUCACAAACUUCUUUGUGAAGAGUGAAAUGUGUUUCUGUACCUCUGGGUUUCACUUACGGGCAUAUUUUGUGCAGUAUUUAUGUGAUUGUGCCUAUGCAUGAUGAAUGAAUGAAUUUCAGUCGUACAUUGCCUAAAUCAUAACUUGAUGAUGCUUGGGAAAGACUCAACAGUUAAAACUUCAUGAAGUUCUAAUGUCUGUGUUCCAAAACACAUCACAUUAUUAGGAUGUAGGGAGAUAUGUAUGUGUGCUCCCUGGGGUGGGGAUUUCUAGUUACUAGACCAUCUCCAUUUUUAGCAUUUGGCAUCCUCAUGAUACUUUUAUAAAUAUGACAUUAACAGGAGAGCAGCAAUAUGAUUUUGCCAAUGGAAUAACAGAUUUGCCGGCAAUCACUGAAAGAGUGCAAAUAUCGGGUCCUUGUGACUUCAACGGACUCUUCCAAAUUGUAUGAAUGUAUCAAUGUAUUAGAUAAACCCAGUUUCAGAAUGAUAAAGAAAAAAUGUUAGACCAAAUAAUGCGGCUAAUUAACAGUGGUACGAUUUCUAGCCCGUGGCUUUAAAAUGCACUUAAAGUCCUGUCCUUGCCUUUUAUUUUCUGAACUUGCUGUUUUUGCAUUCUUUGAGUUCAGUUUAAAGACAAUUACGAGCAUCUGUAACCAAUCUGACAAUAAUGUGUUCAUCAGGUGCCUAUGGAUUAAAUCACAUACUGGCAUAUUUAAGCUGAAUGUCAAUCUGGAAAAUAAAUUGACUGCAUUAACAGAAAUACCACUCUUUGUGUAGAUAUUUGUCGUAUAUUUAAGAAAAAGCUAAAAAGAAUGGAAAUCGCAUGACUAUAACUUAAGUCUUUCUUCAAAGUGCAUGCAGUCUUUUGCGAUACCUCAUUCAGCCAAGUAUUUGUAUUCUUCCUCAUUCGGUAUAAGGCAGCUUUCAAUUUGCUUAGAAGGCAACAUUGGAAGGUUAGAGUUCAUCAGAAACAGAAUUCUAAAAUGUGAGUUCAAUUCAAUAAAUUUGAAUUUCUGUAGGAAGAAUCAAAUCACCGAUUUAAAGAUUGCAAUAUAUAAUAAUCAUUUUUAAAGUAUUGGAUUAAAUCUGAUAGGUUUUCCAGAAAUGAACAAAAAUCAGCUCUAAAACCAAAGCUGAUUUUUAGAAAAUUUGAAAAUGUAAAUCAGCCCUAUCCAUACUAUAGUUUCUCUAAAACUUUAUCUGAAAGAGUCAUUUUAAAAUAACUAUUAAACAAUGUAACUGCUAUCUUAAUGUUCUGAAAUAAGUUAAAACAUUUUAAAAUAUGAAUACUGUAAAGGAAAUAAACGGUGGGAAGGAAAAGUAGAGAAAGAAGUGCCAAUUCCAGUCCAAAGCUUUAUUUGCCAAGUUUUCUUAGAAUGAAUUUUACCAAUUUAUGAAUUCUUGUAAACGGAAUGUAAAACGGAAAUACUGAAAGACUUUUGCCUAAAGUGGCAUUAUUGACUGCUGGUGUGAUGCUACUGUAAUGUAAUAAAUUAUUAAGUUGUUGCAAA